AUGGAGCCUUCUCAAGAUUUAGCAUCAGAAGGAGAAUUCAGUGGCACUGAGUCUGGAUGGACCACUUACAUUGGAUCUCCUAUCCCUAGUGAAAUUUACCACGACGAGGGAAGUGUAAACAUGGAAGAAUAUGUCAACAAGUUCAAGAAUGCUGAUGAAAAUUUUCAUGAUGAUGAUGAUGAUGAAAAAAAUGAUGACAAUGAAGAGAGUGAUGACGACUCUAUGGCAUCAGAUGCAUCUUCUGGUCCAUGUUACCUUCAACUUGUAUGUAUAAAAAGUGAGACAAGUCAUGGCCUGCAUGUACAUGAGGAGAAGUUCCUCUCAACAAAGAAAGCAUCCAAACAGGUAAAGAAGACAAACUAUGAAGGACUAUUCCUUGCCAAAGAUGCCGAGUCAUUCGUUGUCGCAGACACUGCUUCGAGUCAUGUUUGA
Molecule: messenger RNA, 432 nt
Organism: Vicia faba (fava bean)
Lineage: Eukaryota; Viridiplantae; Streptophyta; Magnoliopsida; Fabales; Fabaceae
Source: the annotation of a GenBank genome assembly